AUGGCCGACUCAUCUCGAAUAUCUCAAGUCAGCGGCUCGGGCAGCCAACCUCUACGGUCCGCCCUCAAGUCCGAUGAUGGCCCUGAACGGCCCCAUGCUUCCGGCCCAGCUUCCUCCUCCAGCAAAGUGGUCCAGAUCGUGGCAUCUCCUGAGCCUCUUCCCAAUUCGUCAUCCGAGUCCCAGCUCAAGCGACAGUACUCGGCCAACGUGGCUAAUAAGAGACUUGGUGGUCGACCUACUAUGCCUCCGAGCGCCGCUUCUUCCCGCACUUCUCUGAACGGGCUGGCAGACCAGGCUUUCACGCAGGACACCCCCGACGACAUAUCAGAACAACCUCAAAACAACGCCCCGAAUCGCAAGCAGCAGUAUGUGAGCCAGAAGCUUCUCUCCCAGGUAUACGACUGGCUCGAGCAUGAACAGCGGAAGAAGGAAACACGUGGGAACCACCAGAAGCACCACCAGCAGCAACAUGACCAUCACCACCACCACCUUCACCUCGGAUCGUCCUGGCGGAAGCAGCGUUCUCAAAAGAAGGAGAAUGAUGGUACCGAAUCGGAACCGCCGCACUCUGCUCGCCCCCGAUCCGAUUCGGUCGAUUCCCAGACUAGCGACGUGGAUCUGGAUAAGCUGCAGCGUAUUCUAGAGGAGAACAUGAGCGCCAUGGGUCUCGAUUCCAUCCCCACGUUUGGUCCACGUCGUUCUUCCAUCAGUCGUCACAAAAGACUCGGCUCCCGCACCCUGUUUGUCCGAAACACUGGCUCCGACACAGACUACGUCGAUGGCGAUGUUGUGGUGCCGGCCUGCGACGCCGUCCUCGAUAACACCAAGACCCUGAGUUACAAUUCCGGAAGAAGCUCGACCAACUUGUUUGCUGCAGGCAAGGCCGAGGCCAAGGAAAAGGAGGCCUGGGAGACUUUUAGGAACGAGAUCAUCCGCCUGGCCCGCACGCUGAGGAUAAAGGGGUGGCGUAGGGUCCCGCUCAGCUGGGGUGAUAGGAUUUCGGUUCAGAGACUCAGCGGUGCCUUGACCAAUUCCGUCUACGUGGUCACCCCCCCUCCCCCGCAAGACCUGGAGCCGGCCCCCGGGAAGAAGGCCCCGUCCAAGCUCCUCCUGCGUAUCUACGGCCCGCAGGUGGGGCAGCUCAUAGACCGGGAGCAGGAGCUGAGCGUGCUCAAGCGGCUCGCACGUAAGAAGAUCGGCCCGAGGCUACUCGGGACUUUCACCAAUGGCAGGUUCGAGCACUACUUCAACUCGACGACCCUGACGCCGGCCAACCUCCGAGAGCCCGAGACGUACAGACAGAUCGCGAAGCGUAUGAGGGAACUUCACGACGGCGUCGAGAUCCUGGAGAGCGAGAGGGCUGCGGGGCCAGCUGUUUGGUGCAACUGGGAUCGUUGGCUGGCGAAUGUGGAGAAAAUGGUGGUGCCGCUCGACGAAGAGGCGAAAGCGAAGACAUCCGGUAACACACUUCCAGGCCCGAGCGUCUUCCGGGGCCGGGGAUUUGUCUGCGGCACGGAGUGGCCCAAGUUCAAGGCCGCGGUGGAAAAGUACCGCCAGUUUCUGGUCGGGAGGUACAAGGACGCGGAAGAUAUCAACUGGCGACUUGUUUUUGCGCAUAAUGAUACGCAAUAUGGCAACAUUCUCCGAAUCCGACCGGACGACGAAAAGUCGCCGCUGCUCCAACCCGCCAACGAGCAUAAGCAGCUCAUUGUCAUCGACUUCGAAUACGCGGCAGCGAACCUGCCGGGCCUCGAGUUCGCCAACCACUUCACAGAAUGGUGUUACAACUACCACGGCACCGUGCCGCACGCGUGCAAGACGGAGCGGUACCCGAUGCCCGAAGACCAACGGCGCUUCAUCAAGGCGUACGUCGACCACCGCCCGCAGUUCCCCCACUCCGGCUCGACCCCUCGUCUGACGCCGCUGGAUACGCCCACGUCCACGCCCACGGGCGGCAACAACCCGGCCCUACACGCGACGGGCUCUACCAGUUCCAUCGUUGACUUCAUGCUGGACGCACGCGUGCCGGCGGGUCAGUGGAGGGAGGAAGAACGACAGCAGGAGGAGGCGACGGAGAAGGCGGUGACGGAGCUGAUGGAGGAGACGAGGCUCUGGCGGGCGGCGAACAGCGCGCAAUGGGUUGCUUGGGGCAUCGUGCAAGCCAAGAUUCCCGGCGUCGACGUGGACGGUGGCGCCGCUGAGGCGGGGACUGAAAACGACAGUGCCGCGGCGAUAUACGGCGCAAAUGGGGAAAAGGAGGAAGAAGAGGAGGAGUUUGAUUACUUGCGAUAUGCGCAGGAUCGGGCCUUGUUUUUCUGGGGAGACUGCAUCCAGCUGGGUCUGGUCAAGGUUGAGGAGCUGCCUGACGAUAUUCGGGACAGGGUGAAGUAUGUGGAUCGGUAG
Molecule: messenger RNA, 2403 nt
Organism: Sodiomyces alkalinus F11
Lineage: Eukaryota; Fungi; Ascomycota; Sordariomycetes; Glomerellales; Plectosphaerellaceae
Product: kinase-like protein
Exons: 3
Coding region: 1-2403 (800 amino acids)
Biological process (GO): phosphatidylethanolamine biosynthetic process; phosphatidylcholine biosynthetic process
Cellular component (GO): cytoplasm
Molecular function (GO): ethanolamine kinase activity; choline kinase activity
Source: RefSeq, a predicted model, not a curated record